Molecule: messenger RNA, 897 nt
Organism: Patiria miniata (bat star)
Lineage: Eukaryota; Metazoa; Echinodermata; Asteroidea; Valvatida; Asterinidae
Product: neurotrypsin-like
Exons: 5
Coding region: 1-897 (298 amino acids)
Cellular component (GO): membrane
Source: RefSeq, a predicted model, not a curated record
AUGUCGGACAAUUGUACGAGGCUUUACCUAGUCUGCGAUCAGGGGUGGGAUCUGGCAGAUGCUAACGUCAUCUGCCGCCAGGAUGGACACUACUCGGCAAAACGAGCCGUUACCGACUCCUACUUUGGGAAUCGUCGUCCAUUACGCUUACAAGAAAUCUCAUAUUUAGCCACCGACUUUGCGUGCAUCGGUAACGAGAGCAAACUCAUCGAGUGUCCGGCCAACUUUUGGUUCCAGGAUAACUGUACUGCUAAUCACCAAGCAGGGGUUCUCUGCAAUCGAAUUAAAGAGCCUGAAGACUUUCAGUUGAGACUUUUGGGCGGCUCUAACGCCAACGAGGGGAGAGUUGAGUUCCACGUCAAUGGAACAUGGGGAAGUCUCUGCUUGAAAAAAGACUACACAUCCUUCGACGAGCAAAGUGAUGUGAUCUGCCGUCAGCUUGGGUUAGGGUACGGCCUGGAAGCACCACAAGACGACCGCUUCGGUCGUGGGUCUGGCCCGGUGGUCUUCCCUACUUACGUCGUUUGUUCAGGCUCAGAAUCCUCGUUUGCUCAGUGCUACAUGCCAGAUGAACCGGAUCAAGAAUGUUUGAAUCUUGAGGGGAGUAGCGAGGCUAGCGUCAUUUGUAGCGGUCCGAUUCCAGAGGACCGAAGUCCAGUCAGUUUUCAGAGACGUCAAAAGGAUGGCUUGCUUGAAAUUUAUCACGAUGGGCGUUGGGGUGCCGUUUGUGCAAACGGCUGGACAGAUGCCAACUCCAAAGUCGUGUGCAGAGAACUGGGACUUGGAGCCCCGAAAUCGCUGUCGUCACGGCUGCAGUACCAUCCAUUCUCGUAUUCGCCAGCCUGGCGGUUUUCCUGCACUAACUCGUGUAAUGACUCCUUCGUCUUUCCCAGGUGA